Messenger RNA from Hyla sarda, 3592 nucleotides. RefSeq names its product ubiquitin conjugating enzyme E2 Q2 (gene UBE2Q2). The transcript has 13 exons. The record is from RefSeq and is a predicted model, not a curated record. Bases 234 to 1340 code for a protein of 368 amino acids. Lineage: Eukaryota; Metazoa; Chordata; Amphibia; Anura; Hylidae.
UGCGCAGAGGCAACAACGCUUUAUCAAUAGUGCGCAAGGGUGCUUCCCUUCGGUAGAGCUCCGUCCCUGACGUCACUGCGCCGGAAGCUUUGCGCUCCGUGGCCCUCGGUGGCGUCGCUCCGCAUACAAAGACAGGCCGCCGCCAUCUUUCGUAUAGGCCGGGCGGAGAGCUCGGGCCCCGGGCAUGACCCCGCUGUCUCCUCGGGCCUCCGCCGGGCGGAAAUGAGGCCAAGAUGUCGGUGUCUGGGCUGAAGGCCGAGCUGCGACUCCUUGAGUCUAUCUUCGGUAAAGAGCACGAAAGGUUCCGGAUCAUCAGCUGGAGACUGGACGAGCUGCACUGUGUGUUCAUCCAGAGCACCGGGGGGGCCCUGACCAUCCACUGCAACAUCACGGAAUCGUAUCCCUCUUCUGCACCAAUAUGGUUUGUGGAAUCAGAUGACCCAAAUCUGACUUCUGUCUUGGAGCGCCUAGAGGAUAUAAAGAAAAGCAACACUCUGCUCCUGCAGCAGUUGAAGCGUUUGAUUUGUGACCUGUGCAGACUGUACAAUCUCCCACAACACCCUGACGUUGAAAUGCUGGAUCAGCCUCUGCCUACAGGACAGAAUGGCACAACAGAGGAAGUUACGUCUGAAGAGGAAGAGGAGGAAGACAUGGGCGAGGAUAUUGAAGACUUGGAUCAUUAUGACAUGAAGGAGGAAGAGCCAGUCGAUGGCAAGAAAUCAGAGGAUGAAGGCAUUGAAAAAGAAAAUCUUGCCAUCUUAGAGAAGAUACGGAAAAAUCAAAGACAGGACCACCUUAAUGGUGCAGUUUCUGGCUCUGUACAAGCUUCUGAUCGUCUUAUGAAAGAGCUCAGGGAUAUCUACAGGUCACAGAGUUAUAAAACAGGAAUUUAUUCAGUGGAACUUGUAAAUGACAGUCUGUAUGAAUGGCAUGUUAAGCUGCUUAAGGUUGAUCCAGACAGUCCAUUACAUAGUGACCUUCUGGUCUUAAAAGAGAAGGAGGGCAUAGACUCCAUUUUACUGAAUUUUUCCUUUAAGGACAAUUUUCCGUUUGAUCCCCCAUUUGUGCGAGUGGUAUCCCCUGUACUUUCUGGGGGGUAUGUUCUGGGUGGAGGUGCUCUGUGCAUGGAGCUUCUUACUAAACAGGGCUGGAGCAGUGCCUAUUCAAUAGAGUCUGUUAUCAUGCAAAUCAAUGCUACCCUAGUUAAAGGGAAAGCUCGUGUGCAAUUUGGAGCCAAUAAGAAUCAGUAUAAUCUUGCUCGAGCACAGCAAUCCUACAAAUCACUAGUACAGAUCCACGAGAAGAACGGCUGGUACACUCCUCCAAAAGAAGAUGGGUAACUUGAACCGAACUUGGACCAAGAUUUAAACCAUUUUGUUUUUCUAUUACUUUCCAAAACAGAUCGAAUAUUGCCCUUUUUUGGUCCUCUGUACAGCAUAUGUUUAGUUUAUUAGAUAAAGGAACUGUCAGACCUGACCUGUAUAUUAGACCACGUCUGCUUCCCCGGCAAUGAGAGCAGCUGCCUUUACUGAAGAGGCCACUCCAAAUAUUUUAACGUCCUAUUUAAUUCAGAAGAUAUAGCAUAGUUACAUCAUUCCACUUUUAUUAGACUGUUGUAAAUUGCUUUCACUUUGUUCAUGUGUUUUUGUUUAUUCUUUUUCCUUGUUUGCAGAAUGUGUUCUGCAAAAUAAAUAGCUUUGUAUAGUUUCAUUUAAAGCCAAACAAAUGUUUGAUACCUUUUGAAACAUAAGAAUGCCGUUUUAAGAAAUUGAUGUAGGUGACUCUAGCACUCUGGCUACAGUCGUAUAUGGGAGAAAAUUGUAGCAUUGCCAAACGCAUUGUGGGUAAAUUUAACUUAAAGGCCAUGAAAUGGAAAUCUAUAAAUGUCUUGAAAAACAUUAGCUUGGGGAUUCUUUUUUAUUUUAUUUUUUUAUUCAUUUUUUUUUUCCUUCCCCUUUUUUGGAAUGACUUAAAUGAUGAAUCUUUCAAAAGAAUUAAAUGAAAAGAUUUUACGAUUUGUUCUGAUUGAAUGACGUGUCAAGUCCAUAUAUAAAUGUCUAAUGUACAUUUGCAAUGAGCCCAUGUGAUGCAUUAGUUACACUGGUCAUCUGUCACCCUCUUCCAGGCUCUAAAAGGGGCAAUAAGCCCUAAGCUACACUGGCAUCUUGUGAUGGCACAGGAACUACUUUAACUAUAUAGAUUCAGCCUUUUUUCAAUUUGAGUCUGUGCAUUGGCGUGUGCUCACCAGUCCCCAAUAGAUGAAGUUCCUAAAAUGUGCAUACACAUAACUGCACCCACACCACCCCUGCAACUUGGGCCUCAGUUCAGUCUAUUGGUUAUUGUUUCAGUAGUGUUGUUUGGGGGUUAUUUUUGUUCCACCUUCUCCUUCAUUCUUCUGGUACUUUCUUUACUCCUCUUUGAAUAUAGCACUAUAUCUGAUGCCAGAGAAGCAUAACAAUGUUGCUUGAGAAGAGUAUUAACUUUUUGUUUUGUUGUGACUUUUUAUUCUUAACGGGUUGUUGCAAUUCUGUCGAUACAAGCGAAUUGGCUUAGUCAAGAAGUUGAAUAGGCCAGCGAGUGUACAGUUUUGAGUAAGAGUGAAACGCUGUGUUCACAAUGACUUACAACUCCAUACAUAAGGAGCUCUUUGGAUGUUGUGACCUUCAGACAUGAGAGAUCAGCCCAUAUUUUGUUUUUUCUCCUCGCCAAAUGUUUUUUUAGUUUGUAAGUAGACAUUACUUUUGUUGUAUAGUAAGGAUUAAAGGUGGGGUUUGCUUGACUUGUUGCCUUUUUUGUGUUUAAUGGGGUGAAUCUGUGCAUUCUGCAAAAGGAAAUGGGAUUUAUUUGGCCUCAAGUAAAUUGUUUAAUAAACUGUUUCCGGGAGGAUACAUUUUCCUAUAGUAGUCUCUGACAUUUCAAAUAUCAAACUGUGAAUGGUAAAAUAGAGCCAUGAAAAAGUUUACUCCAAUCUAUAUUUUCUUUGUGAAGAUAUUAGACCCAUUCUAACCUUUUGUAGGUCUGUUUAUUUUGAUACUGCUGUUCUGUGCACGUGGGUUAUUCCUUUUCUUUACAGAUUGACCCCAUUAGGCUUACUGCUGUUGUAUCUUCAUGUGUAUUUGUUUACCUCUAACACUUGGUAUAAAGGGCAAGUUGACACAAAGCUUUUGUUCUGGAUCUUGCCAUUUACUGUCUGACUCUCCCAUAACAUAUAUGCAAUAUUCUGCUACGUUGAUGUAUGUUUUGCUAAUCUCCCAUUUGGUUUGUUUUAUCGCAGAUAUUUCUGUGGUACCUUGCAGGAUUUGGCUAAAAUAUAUUUCUCUCCUAAAGUGCUCCAUUCUAUAUUUUUUGCCUGUACAUAUGUUUUUAUAAGGACCCCCUGUUUAACAUCUCUUUCAAUGAACCUUUAGGCAAGACAAAAACCUGAAAAUAUUCUAAGUGGUAUUGACUUUUUAUAGGGUUUAGAAGGUUGCUGACUUGGCAUGCUUUUGGGUUUUGUUUUAUUUUUCUUUCUUUUCAUUGCAGACUUAUUUGGCAAUGUACAGUAAUCUGUAAACUUGCAUCAAGUUUAUGAUUAAACCAUUUUAAGAUAUAA